GCAAUGAGUGACCUGAAAUUUUUAGCCGCUGAGCACAAUUAUGAGUUGGCUGACUAUUGUUUCAUAACGUUGUAUGUACGCUCCAUGGCUGAAUAUUCAGUAUUGAAUAGUAUAUAUGAUGAAGCUAUGCAUUUUCAAAAUCCUCCCACUCGUGUAUGUGUGGAAUGUCCACUACCAGAAGAUUGUCAUGUGGUUAUGGAAGCUAUAGCUUAUAAGACACCAAUACGUAGACGAGCAACAGUUUCUAUUAAUGAAAUUGAUGCAAACAUAGAGGAUUGCAACAUUUCUUCUAAUACAAGCUCAACAGAUAAUUUAUGCAAAAGGCACACAAUGCAUGUUCAAGGUAUUUCACAUUGGGCACCAGCAAAUAUAGGGCCUUACAGUCAAUCAACAAAGGUGGGUGAGAUCACUUAUAUCUCUGGCCAAAUAGCACUUGUACCUGGUAGUAUGACAAUCAUAGAUGGUGGCAUAAGACCGCAAUGUAAGCUUGCUUUGCGGCACAUAAGUAGAAUUGCAAAAGCAAUGAAUGCACAAGGACAGUUACGUGAUGUAGUACAUGGUAUUUGUUUUGUAACACAUCCAGCUUUUAUUGCGGAGGCUAGACGACAAUGGGAACGACGCACCACUAAUGCCAUAAUGGAUUAUAUCGUGGUACCCGCACUGCCACGAGAAGCGCUUGUAGAAUGGCAAGUUUGGGCACACACCCAUAACGAUAGGUUUGACUAUGAGGAAACUGGUUGCUCAGUUAAUGAUUACACAAUUUCUAUACGACGACGCUGGAAUUAUGAGAAUAAUUGUGCAGCUAUAGUAUGCUAUGUCUCAACAGGUUUAGCUUCAUCAACUACUCAAUUGACUCAACUAAGCGAUGAUAUACUCAGCAAUCAUUGUCAUUUGGCACAAUGUCUUACUACGGAAAACAUUGAUGAAAUACUCUCAUACGUGGUUAAACGUUUGCUUAAAGAUUAUCCAACUGCAAAACGUAUUGUUAGUGAUGGAACUAGUACCAAUUGCGAUGAUUUCAGUGCUGAUGCCAAUGUUAACAAUCAUGCCAAUGUUAAUACAUCGCAUAACUCCACUAACAACCAUAAUCACCAUUACAACAACACAAAUUCUGCGACAGUUUCUAUACCAGCGAUACACCUAAAAGUGUUCUAUCAAGUAACUGCUGCACCGUCCGUGGAAAUAUUGCUUAACGGUCUUAAAGAUUUCCGAAAAAAGUUCAUAGAUACUGCCAACAUCGUGUACACCGUUUUGCCCGCCUGCAGCUUGCAUAACUUCAGCACAUUUUUGUCAAUUUGUGGCGUAAGGCAUGAGUAGACGUGACAAAUCUGUGAAAUAUUAUUAUUGCAUAGGAUCUAAGGCAUUUCGCAAAUAUUUUGUUUUAUAAAUUAUUUAUAUAAUGCUAUAACCUUUUUUUAUUGGACCAAAGUAUAUAUGAAACAACAAAUUCUAUCAGAAGUAACAAAAGAGUUUCAAAACUAAAACGCAUACAAAUUUUUCUUCAUUGAUGAUUUUUUGUCCUAACGAUUAAGCUGUAUAUUUUGUAAUUUUUAUUGAUACUUAAAUAUUUAUUAUAAAUUAAAAUUUUUGUGGAUGUGAACUAUUUUUAAGCUAUAUUAUAAAGAAAAAGAAAGUUUAAUGAAAUGAAAAUGAUAUUUUGUUUUUGCUUAUAA
Molecule: messenger RNA, 1673 nt
Organism: Teleopsis dalmanni
Lineage: Eukaryota; Metazoa; Arthropoda; Insecta; Diptera; Diopsidae
Exons: 5
Coding region: 4-1317 (437 amino acids)
Biological process (GO): protein histidyl modification to diphthamide
Molecular function (GO): diphthine-ammonia ligase activity
Source: RefSeq, a predicted model, not a curated record